AUGGUGAUGUCCUUCGCCGCGGCGCAGCACCGCGCGCGCGACGAGGAGCAGGACUUCGACGGCACCAUCAUCAAGUACCUCGUGUACAUCCAGUGCGGCGUGCCCGUGGUGCUGCUGCCCCUGUACGCGCUGCAGAGGGUGCGGCUGACCGAGUACCUCCACGAUUGGAACAAGUUUCAGGCCGAGUUCGCCCGCCGGUCGGGGCGAGCGCUGUCCACGCUGCGGCCCUUCUCGUCCAGGGACUCGCUGGAGAUGCUGGCCGUGGUGGUGCUGUGGGAGGCGGUGGUGGCGAGCUGCCAGCUGCCGCUGCACCCCCCGGUCGUCGUGCUGGCCCUGGUGCUGUCCAACGUGCUGGCCGCCCUGCUGGCCAGCCUGUGGUACCUCCACGGGCGGCUGCUGCGCGCCGCGGCGCACGCCUCGGCCGCCCACCUGGCCAGGGUGCUGUCGCGGUCCGCGCCGAGGCCCGGCUCGGUGGCGGCGCAGGUGGACGCGUGCCGGCUGCAGACGCUGCGCCUCAUGUCGCUGUCCACGGCGCUGGGCUCCGCGAUGACGCUGUGCCUCGGCUUCCUGCUGCUGGCGCACUUCGUGCUGCUUACGCUCACGCUGUACGCGCUCUUCGGCCAGCUGUCGCACUCCACGCGCAGCGCCGCGCGCCUGCCCAGCCUCGUGGCCGGCGUCGUCUUCAGCGGCGCCGUGCUCUACGUCGUCUGCGACUCGGGCCACCGCGUCGGCAGGGCGCUUAAGACGGGCGCCAUGCAGGAGAUGAUGGCUUUCCGUAAACGUACGCCACUGGUGGGCGAGGACCUCCACAACAUGAUCGAGGCGUUCGUGGCGACGGUGCAGGAGGUGCCGAGCGACGUCUCGCUGUCGGGCAUCACCGUCGUCAACAGGCAGCUCUUCACGGCGGUGCUGUCCACCAUGGUGACGUACCUCGUGGUGGUGGUGCAGUUUCGCGUCAGCCUGGAGGCCGAAGACGGCGAUGGGCGCGCUGCUCUGCCGGACUAG
Messenger RNA from Thrips palmi, 1005 nucleotides. Its product is annotated as gustatory and odorant receptor 63a-like. Gene Ontology annotation, biological process: sensory perception of taste. Lineage: Eukaryota; Metazoa; Arthropoda; Insecta; Thysanoptera; Thripidae. Bases 1 to 1005 code for a protein of 334 amino acids. The record is from RefSeq and is a predicted model, not a curated record. Gene Ontology annotation, cellular component: membrane. The transcript is spliced from 6 exons.